Molecule: messenger RNA, 2736 nt
Organism: Lotus japonicus
Lineage: Eukaryota; Viridiplantae; Streptophyta; Magnoliopsida; Fabales; Fabaceae
Product: phosphate transporter PHO1-like
Exons: 14
Coding region: 91-2418 (775 amino acids)
Biological process (GO): phosphate ion transport; cellular response to phosphate starvation
Cellular component (GO): plasma membrane; trans-Golgi network; cytoplasm
Molecular function (GO): inositol hexakisphosphate binding
Source: RefSeq, a predicted model, not a curated record
UCAACCUCGCACCAUGCUUUAUAUAUAACUCAUCUUCAAUCUUCUCCUUCAUCCACCUUCACCAUCUCAAAACAAAACACACACACAAAAAUGGUGAAGUUCUCAAAGGAACUCGAAGCUCAACUAAUACCAGAAUGGAAGGAGGCAUUUGUGAACUACAAGCUUCUCAAGAAACACAUUAAGAGGAUCAAAGUUGCAAGAGUUCCAAAGCAACAAUUACAUGCCCCCAAAGGGGACUUUGGUCGUUCCAUAUUUGAUUCCCUUUGUUUCAUAACCAAAAAGUUUUGCACUUCAGACAACAAUAAACAAGAUAUCAUUCAGGUGAGGAGGAGAAAGAUGGAGGAGAGCGAAGAAGAAGUGUACGAGACAGAGCUGGCGCAAUUGUUUUCAGAGGAGGACGAGGUGCAUGUGUUUUUUGCGAGUCUGGAUGAGGAGCUUAACAAGGUGAACCAAUUCUACAAGAAACAAGAGACUGAGUUUCUAGAGAGAGGGGAAAUGCUUAACAGGCAGCUUCAGAUCUUGCUUGACCUUAAGCAACUUCUCGCCGACCGCCGCCGGAAACAUCCCCGGCCACCACCAAAAGCUUAUUCUAGUGACAGUUUCCCUCCUUCCCCGGGCAAAAGUUCUAAUUUCUCAGAUAGUAUUGGAGAAUCUGAUGAGACAAAUUCAGAAAUUUCACAAAUGGAUGAUGUAAUCUCAGCAUUAGAAAGAAAUGGUGUAAAUUUUGUGAACUCACCAAUGAGGAAUAAUAUAAAGACAAAGAAGGGGAAGCCUAAGACGGCAAUGAGAAUUGACAUUCCGGCCACCACACCAACACGGGCUAUCACGGCGGUUACUUCCAUGUUGUGGGAGGAUUUAGUGAACAGUCCAGUUAAAGAAGGGUAUGGAGAUUUCAUUAACAAGAGGAAAAUCCAAUAUGCUGAGAAGAUGGUUAGAAGUGCAUUUGUAGAGCUCUAUAAAGGUCUUGGACUUCUCAAAACAUACAGCUCACUAAAUAUGGUAGCGUUUUCAAAGAUCCUCAAGAAAUUUGACAAGGUGUCUUGUCAAAAGGCUUCUGCAAAUUAUCUAAAAGAAGUGAAGAGAUCGCAUUUCAUUAGUUCAGAUAAGAUUGUUAGACUAAUGGAUGAAGUGGAAUCCGUAUUCACAAAGCACUUCACCAACAAUGAUAGGAAAAAAACAAUGAAGUUUCUAAGACCACAAGAGCAAAAAGGUUCUCACAUGGUCACCUUCCUUGUUGGGUUAUGUACAGGUUGUUUUGUAUCCUUAUUUUGUGUGUAUGCAAUAUUGGCCCAUUUAUGUGGCAUAUUCUCUUCUAGCACAGAGCCAGCUUAUGUAGAAGCAGUCUACCCUGUUUUCAGUGUGUUUGCAUUGUUAAGCCUACACUUGUUCAUGUAUGGAUGCAACCUGUACAUGUGGAAGGUUACAAGAAUCAACCAUAAUUUCAUAUUUGAAUUCUCACCAAACACAGCCUUAAAGCACAGAGAUGCAUUUUUGUUGAGCACUACCUUCAUAACAGCUGUGUUUGGGGCAAUGGUGAUACACCUGCUUCUAAGAACUGCUGGAUUUUCUCCUGGCCAAGUUGAUGCCAUUCCUGGAAUUCUUCUUUUGAUGUUUAUAGUAAUGCUCAUUUGCCCAUUGGACAUUCUUUAUCGCCCAACUCGUUUCUGCUUCAUCCGUGUUAUUCGCAACAUAGCUUGCUCUCCAUUUUAUAAGGUUCUGUUGGUAGACUUUUUUAUGGCUGACCAACUAACUAGCCAGAUUCCAUUGCUAAGGCAUUUGGAAACAACAGGUUGUCACAUUGCUGCUAGACUUUUCAGAACACACCACCCUGAGACCUGCCAUUCUGGAAGGCUGUACAUGGAAAUAACUUAUAUCAUCUCAUUCUUGCCAUAUUUUUGGCGUGCAUUGCAGUGUUUAAGAAGAUGGUUUGAUGACAGUGAUGUUAACCAUUUAGCUAACAUGGGGAAGUAUGUUUCGGCAAUGGUAGCAGCAGGGGCAAGAGUAACAUAUAACAGGCAAGACAACCAUUUAUGGCUUGCAAUAGUCUUAAUCACUUCUGUGGUGGCCACAACUUAUCAAUUGUACUGGGACUUUGUCAAGGAUUGGGGGUUCUUUAAUCCCAACUCCAGAAAUCCAUGGCUUAGAGAUGAUCUAAUUCUGAAGAACAAGAGCAUAUACUACAUGUCUAUUGCAUUGAAUGUUGUCCUAAGAGUGGCUUGGGUGGAGGCUAUCAUUCAUCUCAAAGUGGGUCCUGUUCAGACAAGGCUUCUAGACUUCUUGUUAGCUUCAUUGGAGGUUAUUCGAAGAGGGCAUUGGAAUUACUACAGGCUGGAGAAUGAGCAUUUGAACAAUGUUGGUCACUACCGGGCAGUGAAAGCAGUACCAUUACCAUUUCGCGAGACAGACUCAGACAACUGAGGUGACUUUCUCAUACAUGUAUAGAUUGACAUGUAAACAUGUUGAGAUCAAAGUGGCAAGGGCAAUAGCUGCAAGGGAAUGAUAUUUUGAAGAUGGGAGAUCCCAAUUUAAGUAUGAAUAGACACCAAUUGUAACAUAUAAAAAUGCAUCAUAGGUAGCAUUUGUCCUAUAAAUUGACUCUCUUAAGUCUCUAGUUCUUGUUCUGGAUCAACCUGGUUAGAUAAAAAGCAACAAAAUUAUUUCCUCUCUUGGUUUGUCAUCUAACUCUAUUUUGUUGAAUUGGUUCUAAUAAUCAAUUAAAAGCUUAUUGUACAUGCA